This is a messenger RNA of Cheilinus undulatus (humphead wrasse), 4123 nucleotides long. It is a transcript of the gene ptpdc1a, whose product is annotated as protein tyrosine phosphatase domain containing 1a. Gene Ontology annotation, molecular function: protein tyrosine/serine/threonine phosphatase activity. Gene Ontology annotation, biological process: protein dephosphorylation; cilium assembly. The record is from RefSeq and is a predicted model, not a curated record. NCBI's taxonomy places the organism in Eukaryota, Metazoa, Chordata, Actinopteri, Labriformes, Labridae. Bases 195 to 2297 code for a protein of 700 amino acids. The transcript is spliced from 10 exons.
UCUAAAUGACAACAUGUCAGGUUGCUAAGUUAGCUAGGAAGCUAGCUGUACUUAGCCGACCAAGGAUGUGGCUAGACGUGUACCCUGUUUUUCUACGCACCAGCGACAUAACAACGACGGCCUUGACGCGAUGAACCGACUGCGUGUUAACUGUAAAGAUCCUCGGACUCAGGCAACAGAAGAACGCCCCUGCCAUGGCAGCAGGUGUCAGCAUACUGAGUGACCUGCAUUACUCGAUGAGUGGAGCCUGCCCUGUAGAGACCAGCGCAGAGAUGGAGACAGCCAGUGCUCGGGUCCCUACAGCAAAGUACACCAAGAUGGGGGAGACCCUGAGGCAUGUCAUCCCGGGUCAUAUGCAGUGCUCCAUGGCCUGUGGAGGGAAAGCCUGUAAAUAUGAGAACCCCUCUCGCUGGAGCGAUGAGGAGCAAGCCGUCAAAGGACUUUAUUCAUCCUGGAUUACUGACAACUUGCUAGCUAUGGCAAGGCCUUCCACUGAAAUAAUAGAGAAAUAUAAUAUAAUCAAACAAUUUCAAAGGUGUGGCCUGAAGACAGUCAUUAACCUGCAGCGGCCUGGAGAACAUGCCAGCUGUGGCAAUUCACUGGAGCAGGAGAGUGGCUUCACUUAUCGCCCUGAAACUUUCAUGGAGGCAGGCAUUUAUUAUUACAACUUUGGUUGGAAAGAUUAUGGUGUUGCAUCUCUGACUACCAUCCUGGACAUGGUGAAGGUCAUGUCUUUUGCUAUUCAAGAGGGGAAACUUGCUGUCCACUGUCAUGCUGGGCUCGGAAGAACAGGUGUUUUGUUGGCUUGUUACUUGGUUUUUACAUCCAGGAUGAGCGCUGACCAAGCUAUCUUGUUUGUGAGAGCCAAGAGACCAAACUCCAUUCAGACCAGAGGCCAGCUCCUGUGUGUCAGGGAGUUCGCCCAGUUCCUGGUUCCUCUUCGAAGUGUCUUUUCCUGCGCAGAACCCAAAGCGAGUGCCGUGACCUUGUCCCAGUACCUCACCCGGCAGAGCCACCUGCUACACGGCUACGAGGCUCGACAGAUGAAGUUUGUGCCAAAGAUCGUCCAGCUGGCAUGUCAGCUCCUUAUUGACAUUGCAGCCAACAGACAAGUGGUGAUAGAGGAGGAGUGGCUGGAGAUCCCAGACCUCACAGCUGAAGUGGAGAAGACCGUUUCCCAGCAGGCUCUGCAGCAGCUUGGGAAGGAGAUGAGAGGGAAGGGGAUUCCUGUCCCAACUUGCUCCUCUCAUCCUCUCAGCCCGCCUGCUCUGCAGUCCAGACCUCCUCAAGAUCAGCCUAGUGAUAAUGAGCUUGAUCCGCUGUGGCAGGAGCAGAAUGUAGAAAGCCCUCUGAAAUCCUCUCUGUCUGACAAAAGAAGCCUCAGUUACAGCGAUACUGUCCUUCAUAAACUCGGACCACAGCAGUACCAUUUAGAAAAUCUAAAGAGCUACAAACCAAUCAACUGUCUGAACAAACAUUCCUUCUCUCACAGCAGCCUUACAGGUUGUAACACCCUGAGAAUCUGUGACCUCUCUCCUCAGGACAUUUUCAGCAUCAUUCAGGACCCCAUUGGAGACCCAAAGAGAGAUGCAGGAUUACCAUCCUCAAGAAAGAAGCUACAUAAGUGGAAUCAAAGUUUGUCUUUGGAUCUGUCAGAGCAGAGAAGAAAAUCUAACUGUUACACCGCACUUGCAGCCUUAUCAAGCAACAGCAAAGUGGUAAAGCCAGAUAUGAAUGUGUCAGCAGAUGGAGAGGGUAGUACAAAUGUUCCCUUCAUCACCCUCCAGCCUGAGCUUUCUGCAGAGAGCAGACAUCUGCUGGUGGCCAAAGCUCUGGCCAUGGACCUGACGGACAAUGAUCUGACCUCCAAGGUGUCGCAGUGGCAGAUGGAGCUGAACACCAGAGAAGGAGCAUGGGAGAGACUGUGCAUGGAGAGAGAUCCUCUCGUCCUGUCUGGUCUGAUGUGGUCCUGGUUGGAGCAGCUCAAGGAUCCAGUCAUCAGCAGAGAGGAUAUAAAUGCCCUCAGUGAGAAGAAUGUAAAUCCAAAGAACGCCCUCAACUCACUGGAAAAGGGCCACAGGCUGACUUUGUUGUGUAUCCUUGACUGUGCUGCUCAUGUGCUGCCAAUGCCUGAAGAAGUGGAGACAUGUUUUCUCAGUCAAACAAUAAAAGUGUUUACCAAGAUUGACCCUGCCUCAGAGAAGAACGAGCCUUUGUACACCAAACUUAAAGCAAUCUUCACUCCCAUUCUUCACGAGCUGCGUGACAAAGCUGUGGAGGAGAAUGAAAACUCCUGAUCCGGCUUCAACAGGACGUGGAGGACUCACAGACUGGGUCCUUCUUUUUCUUAUUGGGCAUUACUGUGUUUUUAGCCAGUUUCCUGCAUCAGAUACUGCUGAGAUUUGCCAAUCAGUAGUCUCAAAAUAUUUGAAGACUAUUUAUCUGUAACUCGUGUAUUUUACUUAUCUUCAAAGCUCUUAAUGAAUAUAAAGCACUGCCAUUCUCUCUGUUCAUGUGCCACUGUGCUCAGUUUAAAACAUUUAUUUUGUCAUCUGCUCUGCUUGUUUCAUUUUUAAGGGAUUUGAUGUUGCUUUUAUUAUCUAACUCAGUGGUUCCCAACCUGGGGUCCACCCCUGGGGGGAGGCGCCAAAAAUCUCAGGGAGGGGAGGGGAGGUGGGGGGUGGCACAGGACCCUGUCUGCCUGUCUGCUCUUACAUUAGGGCCAACCUAAAAGAAGAAUAAAAUGAAUAGAAUUUGUUCAUUUGAGUGCAAAAAUGUCAAGAAGUCAAAAAAUCACCUUUUUUAUGGUAAAGUCAGAUAUUUACAAGAAAACAAAAUUACAAAUUCAGAGUAAAGAAAGUAGUAAUUUUAUCAGAAAAAAACCUGAAAAUUUUCAAGUUUAAAAAUUCUCUUUUUUUGACACUAGAAACUCACAAAUGUCUUUUUUUUUUUAAAUUGUAAAUUUACAACAGUGUACAUUAAAAAAUAUAUAAGAAACCAAACUGAAAACUGUGGUUGGAUCAUCAAAUUUUGGAUUGUAUAGUCUCUCAAAAUGUAACAUGUACUUCACGUAAUUUACAACUUUUAGAGCAAAAAAAAUGACUUUUUGUCUUGUAAAGUAGCGACUUUUUGAACUUGGGAAUAUCAAUGUUUUUUCUUGAAAAAUCAACUGAUCAACUUUAUUGUUGUUUUUUUCUAGGGGGCCCUUUACACUAUCCUAAUAAUGGAUAGUUUAUACAAGUUUAUGUGAGCCAUUUAUGUUGGGAUUUUGUCAAUGAACAAUCAAGAUUGAUGUUUAAAUUUUCCACCUGGGUCAUGGGGUGGGGGCUUAGCUCGUCUUAGAUAUGAGAAGGGGGGGCCCUAAGAAAAAAGGUUGGUAACCACUGAUCUGUUAGUUUGUUUAAAAUGAUUGAGAAACUUUCUCAUGAUGUUGGUGUAAUGUUAAUUAGAUGUGUAUCUCAGCUGUCAAAGCUGAUGGGAAAAAAGGUUGGGCCUGCUUUAAACCAAAAGAUGUUUUACACUGUGCAGAUACUACAAUGUGUCUUAUUUAUUCUGAUUCUCUUAUUUGAAAUGCAGCAUUUGGACUAACCUUUGACAAGUUGCAGGGUUGCUUAGUUUUUGUAGAAUGUUAGUAGUUUUUGAGAAACAAAUGCAAACUGUGGCCAUUUUUAUGGCAAUGCAAAUUUGACAGCCACAGUGCAUUUGCUUCACCAAUCAAUUUAAUUUCCAUAAUACUGUGCUCACCAAAAACCUUUCACUGUGCUGCUCUGUUAUACAUGCAUUUGUAAAACAUUGAUCUGCCUCCACUCUUGCAUUAAGCAAAAUUCUGUCUGCCUCAACUGAAAUGGCCUCUGUCCUGACUCAUGCUGCCGUGUGCAUCCCACCUCCCAUUGUGUGUGUAGCUGUUGAGAAAGGACCACGGUCAGCUGUCACCUCAUGUAUGUCCCAUGUAUGGGCGCUGUUAAAUCCAUCCUCUGUCACAUGCUGAAUGUGGAACACUAAUGCUAAUAAUUAUAUGAAAGACUUAUGGCAUUUUACUGUGGGGAUUUUCAACAAGCACUAUUUUUUCAUUGUUAAAACGAGCUACUUCUUAUAGAAUUAAAAACAACUUACUGCAAGCUUA